Messenger RNA from Labeo rohita (rohu), 1775 nucleotides. RefSeq lists its product as uncharacterized. Bases 1 to 915 code for a protein of 304 amino acids. The transcript is spliced from 7 exons. The record is from RefSeq and is a predicted model, not a curated record. NCBI's taxonomy places the organism in Eukaryota, Metazoa, Chordata, Actinopteri, Cypriniformes, Cyprinidae.
AUGUCGCAGGUAGCAGAGAGUGCAGGUGGUGAUUGGGAGUGGCAUUUGUUCGGUGAUUCAGAUACAGUGAAGAUGGUGAAGGAGGGAGAUUCAGUGACUCUAGAAUCUGGAUGGAAGAUUCAGAGGCAGACUAAAGCUGGAUCAUCAGACUGGAUCUCUGAACAUUACAAACACCAGAACCACAGACUCUGGACUUUAUCAAUUAACCAUCAGCGCCGAACAAGAGAAAAAAACAGAUUCACUGUUACUGUCUAUGCUCGUCUGCCUGUUCCUAACAUUACCCGAAACUGUUCAUCAUCAUCAUCAUCAUCAUCAUCAUCACAGCAGAAUUGUUCAUUGUUGUGUUCAGUGGUGAAUGUGAGUGAUGUGAGUCUCUCCUGGUACAAAGGAAACAGUUUAUUGUCCAGCAUCAGUGUGUCUGAUCUCGGCAUCAGUCUCUCUCUACCUCUGGAGGUGGAGUAUCAGGAUAAAAACACCUACAGCUGUGUGAUCAACAAUCCCAUUAGCAACCAGACCACACAUCUGGACAUCAGCAAACUCUGCCACACAUGUGCAGCCACUAUAGCACCGGUCUCAGAGUCUCCUCGACAGUAUUCCUCACAGUCACCAUCACCAUCACAGUCACCCUUACAACCUCCAGAACCUAUGCCUCUGACAGUGGCGAUCUCUGCUGCUACUGCAGUUGCUGGGUCUUUAUUGACUGCAGCUGCAGUGUGGUUGAUCUGGAUCUGCAGAAAACACAGCAAAACUGAUCCAGAAGAAACAGUUUCUGAGGAAGAAAUCACGCUAAUCCAAUAUUCUACAAAAGAAAUGUGCAAAAAUCGGAACUGUUCAAUGAAAGGUUCUUUGGGGAAACAAAAAUGGUUCUUCUAUGUCAUCACUGUAAAAACACUCUUUUGGAACCUUCAUUUUUAAGAGUGUACAUGUUACAGCAUAUUCAGAUUUGGAGUAACAUUCCCUACAAGAAAUCCUGUGUAAUUCUGGGGAACUUGAGAGGACUUCAUCUUCAUAUAUCUACUGAAAAAUCAUUGCUUCACUAGUGUUGAAGUCAUUUGAGCAAAAUGAAUAAGUUAGAAGUUAGUUCAGUGAAAAGAUUAUGCAGCACAGAUGGUUAAUGUGAAAACAGGAAGCUCAGUGGGGGGAAAGAAAAAAAAAACAUUGGUGUGAAGUAAUAUAUCAGUAAAGCUGACAAGACCAUUGUCAUGAACAAAAAACAAAUGUGCAAAAUUUAGGUCAUGUCAGUUCAGUGCUUCAUUUCUGCUCUUGUCUAAUAGCAACAACUAUUAAAAUUCACUUCAUCAAGACCACUGAACCACUUGACUUUAAUGAAUUUACAAAUUAUGCAAUACUGCAUUAAAACUAAAUAUCAUUAAAGGGGUCAUCAGAUGCCAUUUUCCACAAGUUGAUAUGAUUCUUUAGGGUCUUAAUAAAAAGUCUCUUAUAUAAUUUGAUUAAAAAAUCUCAAUUGUUUUGUAAAACAACACCCUUUUUACCUUGUCAAAAUGAGCUCUGCAAAAAUCAUCUCAUUCUAAGGGGUUGUUCCUUUAAAUGCAAAUGAGCUCUGCUUGCCUCGCCCCUCUCUUCUCUCUCUGGAAUGACGAUAUUGUUUACAUUAGCCGCACGUAGCCGCUAAACUUCCUAACUACCACGUUAUAAGGAAAGGCGAUUGCAAAGAUUCAUAAAAAAAAAACCUUAUACUCACUUCUGCUGUAAGUGAAGCUGGAUCACGAAUGAUUCGCGCGAACAUAGACGGAUAUAUGUAGAUCGGGAGGUGC